UCGCCGUUCAACGAAGUCCCGUGGCCGAUGAACGUCAGACAAAAGCGAAAUUCAUAGCUGAAUAGUUGUAUUAGCAAACGGGAAGACAAGAAGCUACCAUCCGCCAACUAUAAACUCGCUAGCUUAGCAGUAAAAAAAAAAGACAGAAGUAAAAGAUAAAGAUCAACAAGCGGUAGUUGAUUACUCUGGUCUAGAUGAUCACGUCUGACGACACUGAGGCGGAAGCCGGAAGUAAAAACAACAACCGGUUUGUUUCAUAUUCAGAGCUUCUUCUUUUUUUCAAAGAGCACUACGAUAUACAAUGGACGUGGUGGAGACCAAACUCACAGGGUCCCCUGGGCCCAAAGGUAUCCAUGGAGACCAAGUAAUGCAGACCCUGAGGAGGGUGAAGCAGGAGGACUGUGGGCCCCUAACAACACCCCUAACAACGUACCUGAGUUUUGCUCAUGUGAAAACAGAAGAAGAGGAGGAAGAGAUAUGGGGUGUGGCUCACCCAAGUACAGGGUUGUUCAACGUCAAGAAGGAGGAAGAGGAAGAAGCCAUAGUAUAUCCUAUACAGUCUAAUGACAACCCAAGCCCUACUUCUGACAUUACCAGCCACAGUUCUGACGACUCCAGCCCUGACAAUGGUCCUAGAGCCACCCCUGACAAUGGUCCUAGAGCCACCCCUGACAAUGGUCCUAGAGCCACCCCUGACAAUGGUCCUAGAGCCACCCCUGACAAUGGUCCUAGAGCCACCCCUGACAAUGGUCCUAGAGCCACCCCUGACAAUGGUCCUAAGCCACCCCCGACAAGAACAACCCCCAGCGACCCCAGGUCUGGCCCUGCCAGUGGAGGGGCAUCGGACAAGGACCCUGCAUCCAGAGAGGAAGAGGAGAGGAGCCCCCAGAUCUCAGCAAACCCAGGGACUAAGCCCAACAAGACCAAAGGCGGUCAUCAGAGGCCGUUCCCCUGCUCUAGGUGUGGGAAGCGUUUAUCCACCACUGUUAGCUUAGACAAACACCAGGUCAUCCACACCCGACUGAGACCGUACCCCUGCUCCGUACCGGCCUGCGCCAAGAGGUUCUGCUCACCAGCCGAGUUGAAGAGACACACACUCACACACACAGGAGAGAGACCCUUCCCCUGUCCAGACUGUGACAAGAGCUUCACCAUACUGGCUGCUUUAAAGACCCACCAGAGAACACACACAGGAGAGAGACCUUACGUCUGUGAGGUGUGUGGAAAGGGCUUCGCCCAAACGGGGAACCUGAAAUCCCACGAGCGCAGGCACACCGGAGAGAGACCGUUCUCCUGCUCCUUCUGUGGGAAGACCUUUGUAGAGUCUGGCCAUCUGAAGAAGCACCAGCGUAUCCAUACAGGAGAGAAGCCGUACCACUGCAGCAGCUGCCCCAUGAAGUUCCCUUCCUCCAGCGAGCUCCGGGUCCAUGAGAAGAUCCACAGCCAGGAGAAACCUCACAGCUGUUCCUACUGCGACAAGGCAUUCAAACAGCUGUCCAACCUCAAGCUCCACCAGAGAAUACACUCUGACCAGAAGCCUUACGCCUGCUCCUACUGCGACAAGACCUUCCGUGCUCAGGGGACCUUAAAGGUGCACCUGAGGACUCACACAGGAGAGAGGCCUUACCCCUGCUUCGACUGUGACAAGCGUUUCAUCACGUCCUCAGAGUUGAAGGUGCACCAGAGGAUUCACACGGGAGAGAAGCCCUUCUACUGCUACGACUGUGGGAAGAGUUACUAUCAGCUGAAGCAGCUGAAGGAACAUAUGAAGUUCAACCCGGACCACAGCACCACACGUAGCGGACUCAGUAACAUAGAGGACGAGGACAAGCUCUACUCUACGUCACGUGAUGAUGUAACGAUGUCUUGAUUUAUUUGUUAUUUUAUUUAACUAGGCAAGUCAGUUAAGAACACAUUUUUAUUUAUAAUGACGGCCCACCCCGGCCAAACCUGAACGAUGCUGGGCCAAUUGUGUGCCGCACUAUGGGACUCACAGU
Molecule: messenger RNA, 1997 nt
Organism: Oncorhynchus gorbuscha (pink salmon)
Lineage: Eukaryota; Metazoa; Chordata; Actinopteri; Salmoniformes; Salmonidae
Product: zinc finger protein OZF-like
Exons: 8
Coding region: 302-1870 (522 amino acids)
Biological process (GO): regulation of transcription by RNA polymerase II
Cellular component (GO): nucleus
Molecular function (GO): RNA polymerase II cis-regulatory region sequence-specific DNA binding; DNA-binding transcription factor activity, RNA polymerase II-specific
Source: RefSeq, a predicted model, not a curated record